Messenger RNA from Engraulis encrasicolus (European anchovy), 2776 nucleotides. RefSeq names its product transporter associated with antigen processing, subunit type a (gene tap2a). The transcript has 11 exons. The record is from RefSeq and is a predicted model, not a curated record. Gene Ontology annotation, biological process: oligopeptide export from mitochondrion. Bases 109 to 2226 code for a protein of 705 amino acids. Gene Ontology annotation, molecular function: ATP hydrolysis activity; ATP binding; ABC-type oligopeptide transporter activity. Gene Ontology annotation, cellular component: mitochondrial inner membrane. Lineage: Eukaryota; Metazoa; Chordata; Actinopteri; Clupeiformes; Engraulidae.
UGUCCUCGUUCGGCGCUUUAGAGACUGUCGACUUUCAAAGUCGCAAAUUGUUCUACGCUCUAUCGUGUUUGACUGCGGUGUUCGUGUAGGGACGGUCAUCAGCUGAAGAUGCACUCUGCCAGCGCGUAUGUAUUGCUCUUAAGCGUUGACUUAGUUGCACUUUAUGUUUUUGAUUACAUUUUACCUUUGACGUUUCAUCAGGUUAACAAAUUGCUUUGCCAAUGGAUCGCGUCAGUGACUAGAUUCGUGCUGUUGAGUGCAGUAGGUUACUGGACAAGGCAGAGUUCGAACUCUGUGUUGAGGCGCUGGCUUGUUACUCACUGUUUCCUUGGUACAGUGUUCGAAACUGGGCAUUUCGUACUUCUUGACAGUAAUUCGUUUAAAACAUCAUGGGGUUGGUUGUCCUGUGUUCUUGCCGGUUCAUUUUCUUGUCUGUUUUGGGAGUUCUCAUUCCCUGACCAGAAUGAUGGGAGUAACGGUAAACAACAAAAGCAAAAGGCGCGUGUGCUUCUUCAGCGGGUCAUUCUGCUGUACAAACCGGACUACCUGCCAAUGAUGGGAGCAUGCAUCUUUCUCUCAACAGCUGUUCUCUGUGAGAUGUUCAUUCCCUUUUACACUGGACGGGUGAUUGACAUCCUGAAGUCGCAGUAUCAGUGGGACGACUUCAGGACUGCAAUCCUCUUCAUGGGCCUGUUCUCUUUAGGAAGUUCCAUCAGCGCUGGAUGCAGAGGGGGCCUCUUCAUGUGUGCCAUCAACAGUUUCACCACAAGAGUGAGAACCAUGCUCUUCAGAGCACUCAUGAAUCAGGAAAUUGGGUUCUAUGAGACUGUCAAGACAGGUGACCUCACUUCUAGGCUGUCAAUUGACACCACACUGAUGGCACGAGCAAUAGCCUUGAAUGUCAAUGUCAUCUUACGGAGGUCGAUCAAGACUGUAGGCAUGCUGUCCUUGAUGCUCAACCUUUCUUGGAAGCUCACGUUACUAAUGCUACUGGAGACACCAGUAACUGGAUUGCUUCAGAACAUACAUGACUCGUACUAUCAGAAACUUUCUAAAGAUGUGCAGAACUCCAUUGCACGAGCCAAUGAUGCUGCAGAAGAGUCAGUGGCUGGUAUCCGUACAGUUCGAGGCUUCAACACGGAGAAGAGUGAAACACAGCGGUAUACCCAAUGCCUGAUAGACACUCACAACCUCAGGACCAAAAGAGAUACUGUUAGAGCCGUGUAUCUGCUUUUGCAUAGGAUUACAGAGCUUGGCAUGAAGGUGGUCAUGCUUUUCUAUGGGAGGCAAAUCAUCCAAUCAGGAGAGAUGACCACAGGCACUCUGGUGUCAUUCAUCCUCUACCAGUCAGACCUGGCAGAAAACAUUAGAUCUCUUAUCUACAUCUUUGGUGACAUGCUGAACUCGGUGAGUGCCGCUGGUAAGGUGAUUGAGUACCUGGACAGGAAGCCACAGGUGAACACAGAGGGAACCCUGCAGCCUGACAUCCUGAAGGGCCACAUCCAGUUCCACAACCUCACCUUCACCUACCCCACCCGGCCCGACCAGAAGGUGCUGAAGGACUUCUCUUUGGAACUGAGGCCUGGGCAGAUGACGGCCCUGGUGGGGUGUUCAGGGGGAGGCAAGACCACCUGUGUUGGGCUACUGGAGCGGUUCUACCAGGCCCAGGAGGGAGAGAUACUGCUGGACGGACAACCACUACAGGAUUAUCAACACAAAUACCUGCACAGGAAGGUGGCCAUGGUGGGACAGGAGCCUGUUCUCUUCUCUGGUUCAGUGAGAAACAACAUCACCUAUGGCCUGGGGGAGUGCUCCGUGGAACAAGUAGAGGAGGCUGCCCGCAAAGCCAAUGCCCACGAGUUCAUCUCAAAGCUGGAGAAAGGCUACGACACAGAUGUGGGUGAGAGGGGAGGCCUGCUGUCGGGCGGUCAGAAGCAGCGUAUAGCCAUCGCCCGGGCGCUGAUCAGACAGCCGCAGGUGCUCAUACUGGAUGAGGUCACCAGCUGCCUGGACACGGAGAGCGAACAAAUGGUCCAGAAAGCGCUGGCAUCCUCCCCCAACCAGACCCUGCUGGUGAUCGCUCAUAGGCUGAAGACCAUCGAGAGGGCGGACCAGAUUGUUGUCAUUGACAACGGCACAGUCAUCGAAAAGGGCACUCACCAAGAGCUCAUGGAUAAGCAGGGAAGCUACUACAGGCUUAAAGAGAGGCUCUUCAAUGACAGUUAACUAUCCAACAAACUAUCCCACUAGUCACACAUUCCAGUUUUCCAUUAAUGCACAGUAAAAAAGCUGUGUGAAUUCAACAUUUGGCAAGUACAGAAUCAAAUACAAUUUUCUCUUAGUGUAAUAAACUCUGUUUCUAUUCAUUUUAGCUUGCGAUACUUUUUUUUUCAAAAUGUAUCCUUUAUUUAUCCAGGAUUGUCCCAUUGAGACUAGAGUCUCUUCUGCCAAGGAGUCCUGGUCAAAAUACAGUAUGUAUAUAUUUAGAAAACACAGUAGAGGUGGGAACUCGCAAAUAGCUCAUGAAUAGACAGAGCACCAAGAAUGUUUCGACAAAAGUGCUUCAAUAACAGAUAAACAAAUUAAGAUUUUUUUUUUUCAAAAAUCACACCUUCCUGUUUCCAUCCAUGUUCAAUAUGUAUAUAGUGUGUUUUCAGAAAAGGAGUAUUUUUGUGUUCCUUGUUUCUUGUGAUAUGAGUUCUGUUUUGCACCUUGUAAGACAAGGAAGUGCUGGUUACUUGUCUUUUCUUGAAAUUUUUGUUUCUUUAUGUGUCAU